AUGGGUGGCCAUCGUCCAGCAGCCUUAACACCAUCUGCUAUUAGAACGGCAGAGCUUAUGGAAGCUCGUUCUAAUUUCCGUACCACAUUUGAAGAAAGUCUUGGUUGGUUUAAUUCCGUAAAAUUAGAAGAAGGAGUCUAUUUCCAGGCUCCUGAUAAUAUUGCUCAAACAGAUUCAUUAUAUCAAAAAUUUAAAAGUGUUUUAAAAGAAAUUGUUGAUAGCGAACCCGAAUUAGCUACACAAGUUAAAUCAGGAGAAAAAGAAUUAGAAGUUCUAGAGGAUCAUCAGAAGGUUAAAGAUCUUCUCGGUCCACCGCCACAGAUACUAAAUGUUGAUGAGAUUGCAGAAUCAACGUCUUGA
This is a messenger RNA of Funneliformis caledonium, 360 nucleotides long. The record is from the annotation of a GenBank genome assembly. Lineage: Eukaryota; Fungi; Glomeromycota; Glomeromycetes; Glomerales; Glomeraceae.